AGUUGCAGCUGGGGGCCACAGAUUUCCAGGCCAGUCAACAAUUUUUUUCCCCCAGUAACAAGCUUCUUGAUUCUUGCUCUCUCUGAUUUUCCUGGCUCCUGACCCUGGCCUUGGACUUCCUCUGCAGAUCUGUUUCCUGGGUCCUAACUCUGGUUUGAUACUGAGCUAGGACUUAAUCCUGUGGACUACCUUUUGGACUUGGUAACUUGGCUGCUAACUUUCCUGCAUCUGGACCCCUGACUUGUUGCUCUGACUUUAUCCUGUGGAUUGUGCCUCAGCUGUGUCUCAUGACUUAGACCUUGUUCCACUACCUACGAAAGAAGGGGACAGACAUACAAACAGAGAUCCAGUUGAGACGCACAGGAGGACAUAGCAAGGCAAGGCAAGGCAAUUAAGCACAGUUAACUGUGUAAUAGUCUGUUGGAGAUAUUCCAUACCCUGCCUUCAUGUUGUCUAUUCUAUUGCCCUGGCUCAUUCUGUACUCUUGCUUCUUAAACAAUGGGAGUUGUGACCUCUAUCAUGAACUGAAGGAGCUAAUGACUGAAUUUGCCAUUAACCUCUACCAGCAAUUAGCAGAACCAGGGAACAGAACUAACCUGAUCAUUUCACCAGCAAGUGUGAUCAUCUCUUUGGAGUUGCUGCAGUUUGGAGCUCAAGGAAAUACUUUUGCACAGCUGGAAAAUGCUCUAGGAUACAACAUCCAUGAUGAGAGAGUACAGGACUUCAUGCGUGCUGUACAUGAAGAGAUGACUAAUACUAGCCAAGGCACAGUGGUUCAACUGGCAUGUGCCCUAUUUAUCCAAGCUAGUGUUCACCUCUCACCCUUUUUCAUUGAGCAUGCUACCCUGUGGGCCAAUAGCAGUCUGCAGCAAACCAACUUCAGUGAACCUAACAGGACUGCAGCACAGAUAAGCGAAUGGGUCUCCAGUAACAUUGGAGAUGAGGAAGCAGACAGCAUAUCUUUGGAGAGGGCCAGUUCACCACUUAACCAGAUAGCUGUGGUGAGCACCAUGUACUUCAAAAGCAUGUGGCAAAAGAAAUUCUCCUUCACAGACACACAGCCCUUGGCUUUUACUACGGCUGAAGGCUUCAUCCUGAAAGUGCCAACAAUGUACCAAACAGCUGAUGUUAAUUAUGGUCAGUUCCACACAGCAUCUCUGGAGCAGUUCAGUGUCAUUGAGUUGCCUUAUCUGGGAGAGACAGUCAACAUGUUUGUGGUGCUUCCCAGUGACCGAAGAACAUCUCUAUCCCACAUUGAGUCACAUCUCUCACCUAAAACUAUCACCCUCUGGGCAAAUAAUCUGAAGAGAAUAAAAAUGGAUAUUUUUCUGCCUAGAUUCAGCAUUCAAAGCCACUUUGACUUAAAAAUGGUUUUACCCAUGUUGGGAAUAACAGAUAUUUUCGAUCCAUCUGAGGCUGAUUUUAAAGGUAUUUCAGAGCAAGGCAAUCUUUACAUUUCAGAAGCUAUUCACAAAGCAAAGAUUGAAAUUGCAGAAGAUGGUACAAAUGCAUCAGGAGCUACAGCAAUGGUGUUGCUAAAAAGAUCUCGAACUCCUAUUUUCAAAGCAGACAGACCUUUCAUCUUUUUCUUGAGGCAAGCCAAUACAGGAUCAGUGCUCUUUAUAGGAAGAGUUACAAAUCCAUCACAAUAAGAGUUUGUCAGAUAUACCCCGCUCCCAAUUCCUCCUGAGACCAGCUUUCCCUUGGUGAAACUGAGGCACCCUAUGCAUAUUUAUUAAAAUAGGAUAUUUAAAAUACCAUCUUUUGCA
This is a messenger RNA of Alligator sinensis (Chinese alligator), 1769 nucleotides long. It is a transcript of the gene SERPINE3, whose product is annotated as serpin family E member 3. The transcript has 10 exons. Gene Ontology annotation, biological process: negative regulation of endopeptidase activity. The coding region runs from base 447 to 1652 and encodes 401 amino acids. NCBI's taxonomy places the organism in Eukaryota, Metazoa, Chordata, Crocodylia, Alligatoridae. The record is from RefSeq and is a predicted model, not a curated record. Gene Ontology annotation, molecular function: serine-type endopeptidase inhibitor activity.